GUGAUGCGUAGGUGCGAGCAACAUUUUGUUCAAAAAUGGGAAAGCGUAAUUUGAAAUGUUACCGCGGAUUGGUCGAUAUGUUUAAUACAAGACAAGUCACGCCUACGCCCAGUAUAUUUGAAAAUUUGGACCCCAAAAGUGCGCUGGAGACGUUCAGCGUUUGGCUACGGGCACAUGAAGAUGUACAGGUAAUGCUGGCAAGUGUGAUCGUGGUGAUCGGGAUUUGGUGGUUCGUGCGCACCAUCCUGUCGUUAAUCAUCAAUCUGGUCUGUCCACUUUUGGUCGUAGCCUUGGCUGUGGUUUGUGUACCGCAACUGAGAGGCCCGCUUAUGGGUGAGAAUUAUCCGCUACUCGCAAACCUCCUGAGAAACAUCUUGCUGAAGUUAGCUGAAAACAUAAAAACUUGACGGCUGUCAUAUAAAUGGAUUG
Messenger RNA from Cydia amplana, 429 nucleotides. RefSeq lists its product as uncharacterized. The transcript is spliced from 4 exons. The record is from RefSeq and is a predicted model, not a curated record. Lineage: Eukaryota; Metazoa; Arthropoda; Insecta; Lepidoptera; Tortricidae. The coding region runs from base 36 to 407 and encodes 123 amino acids.